Molecule: messenger RNA, 2631 nt
Organism: Angiostrongylus costaricensis
Lineage: Eukaryota; Metazoa; Nematoda; Chromadorea; Rhabditida; Metastrongylidae
Source: the annotation of a GenBank genome assembly
AUGGGAUCGCGGCCAUCGCCCGAGGAGGUGGCUCUCCAAGGUCUGUCGACCGCCGUCGGUCACAUCCUCGAUAACAUCGGCUUCUCAGCUGCAUCCGGCGACUCACUGAGUGCUCUCACCGACAUCAUGCGCCGGUUCAUGGUCGAAGUUUGGUCUCGAAGUAAGCUUUUAGCCGAACACGCUGGCCGCACUGAGAUCUCUCCCGACGACAUAGACCUGACUUUUCGUAAGUUGAAAUUUUCGCCAAGAGAAAUGCGGGAUUAUCUGACGCAGGUUGGAAACAUUGGUCAGCCAAAACCAUUAUGCGAGUUCCCUGUUUCCGGUCCAAACAUAAGACCACUGUUUGACCCUCAAGCGAGUGGGAAAGAGCUCGAGAAUCGUGCUGAACAUAUUCCUCACUAUUAUCCUGCUGUUCAUCCGACAUGGACUGCAGAAGGUGGUAGUAUCCUGCGAGGGCCAGCAGAUUUUCCUGACUUUUCAAAUUGUGAUGCGAAGUCGCUAGGCCUGUUGCCUCGAGGACACGAGGAGACAUCGUUUUUGGACACUAGGAUCCGAAGUAGUGCUAAUCUGUCUUUUCUGAAGCUCCAACAAAGUGGUACCCAGGAAUUGUUAGGGAGUACUGGAUCUUAUCGGAAGAAACCUAAGGGUAGCGGUAACUAUUCCCCAUCUUCUCGCUUAACUGUGACGUUGCCUCGAAAACCUGAUCAGAGACAUUUGAAAGUCACAGCUGCUAAGGGCAAAAAGAGCGGUGUUACUAAGAUGGGUUCUUCAAGCUGGUCACCCAUGCCAGUCCUCGAAUAUCGAAGUGUGGAUGAAACUAAACAUAUAACGUCUGUUGGUAGUUUACGUCCUUGGCAAACUUCUACUCCGAGGUUAGAUCUACUACGACCUAUUGAGCAACUUGAAACACCACUCUCACUGAAGAGUUUUUUGCUCGCACAUAUUGGUGAGGAAGUCAGCAAGGAUAACAAACAAGAGAAAAAGGAAAAGAGAGAAAAGCAAAAAACAAAACGAAGGAAGCAACAAGAAGGAGAACUGGGCAACGUAGGUGAAGUAGGUGAAGAACACCAGCAGCACGUAACUGAAGGAUAUCAACAAGGACAACAAUUACCGGAGGAUCGGGCUCAGUUACAAUUACUGGAGCUCAAUCGGGACGUAGCCACUCCUCCAAUGAGACAGGAACUUCCCGAAGCUUCACCAAAGCACCUGAAGAUCGUGAUCAGCAAUCCACACAGCGAUUCGGCUAGUUCAGCAUUCUCGCCUCCACAAGGCAGUGCUAUGUGUGGAUCAGCAGAAACAGUGUUUUCAAUGGAUAGAACUGUAGAUGAGUCUGCGUCUCCUCAUCGUAAGAAGAAGAAGAAAAAAGACAGAGAAGAAGGAUAUUCAAAAUCUCCACAGAGAAAGGAAAAGAAGCGAGACAAAGAACACAAGAAGAAGAAAAAGAAAAAAGAACAUGACAGAAAUCAUAAAAGAGCCUUUCAUGAGCCGAAGUUCACACUCAAAAUUCGUAUUGGCGAUCAAACGUCUACCACAGAAACGGUGACUGAACCUAGUCCUCAGCCAGAGCCCGUAAAAAUCAAGUUUAAAAACUUUCCUAUAUGUAGUGACGAUCUCAAGGAAGUUGGACAAAAAGUUGUCCCGCCAUUGAAGCUAGGUCCACUUGGGUCACACGUUGAAAUGAAUGAGGAGCCUCAUGCAGAACCGAGGAGAAAAUUUUAUACGAAGGCCGAAUUAAAAGCGCCACAUCCAUUAUCGAAUUCCUUCGAUACGCAAUGGAGGGAAGAAAGGAAACGGAAGAGGAAGGACGAGGAGGAAAGAAAGCGAGAAAAAGAAGAACGUAGACGUCUAGAGAAAGAGGAAAAGAGACGUAUCGAGCAGGAGCGUGAAAAGGAGUUAGAGCGAGAGCAAGAGCGUGAACAGGAACGUGAACGUGAACGUGAACGCCAACGUGAACGCGAACGCCAACGGGAGCGCGAGCAGGAACGUGAACGAGAACGUGAGCGUGAACGCCAACGGGAACGGGAACGCGAACGCGAACGGGAACGCGAACGUGAACGCGAACGGGAACGCGAACGUGAACGGGAAGUCGAGCAUGAACGUGAACGAGAACGUGAAGUUUCUGAACGUAAGCAAAAAGAGAAGCCAGAAAAGGAGCAGCGUGCGAACCAACGACGUGAAAAAGCCAUUCGUUUACCUCCACCGGUUACGGCUUUUGUAAAAGCAGAGACGAAAGAUAGGAGAACUAAAGAGAAACAUCGAAGCAGAGAAGAGGAGAAAGGCCAGGUCGAGGUAGCAAAAUCGGUGCAGGACGACAGUUCAGAGGAGGGAGAUGACGAUAGCUCAGAUGUGGUGUGGAUUUGUCCCUCAUGUUCGGUCGCUUGGACUGAAGGAGCAACAAUGGUUUGCUGUGACAUGUGUGACAAUUGGUUUCACUGGAUUUCACUCGAAUUUGAUAUGGAUCGGUUAUGUGUACCGAAAUUUAGGCAUUGCGUUGGCCUUCUCGUUGCCCCUCCUGACGACGUGCCUUGGUUCUGUGAAAAAUGUGCCAGUAAAAAGCAAAACGAAAAAUCGAAUAGACGUACUGGAACCAAACUGGAAGGAUCGACUCGGAAGAGAAAAAAAUUAUUCUGA